Molecule: messenger RNA, 2202 nt
Organism: Perkinsus marinus ATCC 50983
Lineage: Eukaryota; Perkinsozoa; Perkinsida; Perkinsidae
Exons: 8
Coding region: 1-2202 (733 amino acids)
Source: RefSeq, a predicted model, not a curated record
AUGAGUUCUGUUCAAGGCGUAGGUGGCGUGGUUGGCAUCCGAAAGGUCCCCGGUUCUAGUGCCGGUAGUAGUGCUUCUAAUGUCUUCUUUUCGCUGAUCAUGAGUGAAGACGUCAGCAGUCCCCCCAAGGCCGAACAAGAGUCACCACCUCCUUGCUACGACUGGGCGGACGUGGAGUUCAUAGAUGCCAUAGAGGACGGGUCCAUGGGCGGCAGCUCUCCAAUUGCCGAGGCAUCGGUUAUAUCGAGCCCUUUAGUGGGUGUUGGAGGGGAGGCGGAGGACGUCUCGAUGCCUGCAGAGUCUAAAGAGGAGCCGGUAGUGAAGGACGCACCUUCGUGCCCCGAUGAGAAGAUGGACGAUCUUGAUGCCCUCUUGGCACAUCUACUGCAGUGCGGCUGGGAGUCCCCUUGGACGGUACCAGCUGCUGUCGAUAGAGACCUCUUGGAGCGCCUAGUGGAACGGAAUAUCCAACGUUUGGAUUUACCACCUGGAGUUUACGCCGCUGAAGCUGCUGUUCCGGACCCUUCAGCACUGGAGGAGUCGGGGCGGAAUCGAUCACCAAGUGGGGACGUGGAAAUAGUGGCAGCGAGCUCGAGCGGGCCGAGUGGCAGUGGCCUCUUUAGGGAGGGGCUACUUGUUGGUAGUAGUACUGAAAGGGAAAAGAAGAGGAAAAAGAAGAAACAUAGGUCGGAUAAGAGGGAACAUAGGAAAAGUGGAAAGUUGCGAAAAAUGGCGGAGCGAAGCGAUCGGAAAGACGUUGAUGGGAGCAGGAAUAGGGGUAGUGUUAAACGGAGGAGGAUAGCAUUGCAAGAGGACAUUGAAAGCCCCUUGCAUGCGGGCCGGCGAGGGUCGAAGCCGAUGGAAAUAGAGCUGGACGAUAAUGUGGAGGAGUUCCACGUGCCGAAGUGGACGGGAGAGGCGUUUGAGGGUAGUCAAGAGAAGCAUGGUGGUAGUGUUGAUGAUGGAGGGUCGAAGGGCAGGGGCGCAGAGGGAGAUGGGGAAGUAGUCAAUUUAGUGGCGAGUGACGAUCUUACUAAGGAGUCUGGCGUCUCAAACGGAGGCCCAGCUGAGCAGCCUGGCACGCCGAAAUUGCAGUUUGACACGUCGAAGCCUCUAAAGCCGGAGCUGGUCCUAGCGGCAUCGGUAUUACCUCCUGCGGUACCCAACUCGGUUUACCGUGCAAGAGUUCGUACGAGUGUUGUGAAGGCAGUGAAGGCUCCUCUAGUUGAUAUCAUAGGCAACGAGUGUACAGAUAUGCGGAAGGUGGAGACGGCAUGGGGAGAUGGAAAGGGGGAUAAGGACUGGUCAUGGGAGGGUAAGGACAGCCAGAAUUGGUGGAAGGAUGGUAUGGGGCAAUGGGGGAGGUACUGGGAAUCUGAGGAGGGAAAGGAGGGUGGUGGAAGCCCUGAGCGGAGGCCUCGAAAUGACUGGAGCGACUCGGAAUCCAAAUGUCGGUGGAAAUGGGCUGAUGAUAAAUGGGAGAAAAACAGUCCUGUUGGUGAUGGUAAUGAUGAGCUCAUGGUGUCGGGGGCACCGAGCCCGUCGACGAAACCAUUGGAGACCGCAGAGGGGGGAGAGGGACGGUCCCCAUCGGUAGUAGAGGAGGUUGAGGGAGAUGCGGUAGGUUCUGAGGGGGAGGCCAUGAGUAUUGUGGAUGAUGAUGAUGAGGGCACUAUUCCUCAGGAGGCGGCUGCUCCUAGGCCUGUGAUGGAACCAGGGCAACUUGAACAGGUAACCCAGCUGUGUCACCGUCUGUUGUGGCCGCUGGAGGACAUCCAGUGGCUCUUCGAUGUAACCAGCCCGAGUGACUCGACUCCUAGUGCUGCACAGUCCCUCUUGAGGGAAUUGACCCUGAACACUGUGGUGGUAUGCCCUCUUGGGGGGUCGGCUAAGUAUGCUGAUGGGGAAGGGGACAUCCCAGGGACUAUAGUCCUCAGAGACACGGCCGAGCCGGUUCCUGUUGGAGGGCUCACUCCUAGCAAGACAGUAGAGCAAACUAUCUCUGAUCUCACAGUGGAGUUAGUACAGUAUGCGGCGGCUGAUUUACCCGAGCUCCGUCACAGAGUCAGUGCAUUACAAUAUAUACGAGCAGCCUGCGAUAUAAUAGAGUUCCUGGACGGUGCCGAGUGGGAUGAGGAUCGGAUCUUGCAACUCUUGGGGGAUGCAGAUGAGGCCAGAAGGAUACCCCCGGACGAAGUUUGA